GGGUGGGGGGCUAAGAGAGAGAGAGAGAGAGAGAGAGAGCGAGAGAGAGAGAGAAAGAGAGAGAGAUGCGGGGCUUCAGCAUCCAAAACACACGAGGGAGGUGCGCCACGGAGACCAGAGCGCCGGACCCACACGGAGCACCAUCACGCUCACCGGUCCUCCGUCAAACCCCCUGCCCGCUGAUCAGCGCCUCAAUCCCGCCCAGAGAUAUUGAUCACGACUGGCUGUCCAUGUGAAGACCGGAGCAACCCUUUUCAAAGAAAUGACGUGUGUGUCUCGACCUCCAGCACCUCCCCCGUCUCCACCUGCCAUGGUCACAUGAGGCACCCCUGAAUGACUGUCCUCUCGCAUCCCCAGACUCGACAAAGCGCUCCUUUCCGCAAGAGACAUCCGUCAGCGAAGCCGCCAUGACUGUGGCGGUGCGAUUCCGCCGCCACUUACGGCGGCUCCUCCUCCUGUUGGCCUCCUGCUGUCUCCUCUCCUUGCUCCUGUCAGCGUACUUUCUCUUCACCAACUCCUCACCUUCCAUGCAAAUUGGACAAUCCUCCGAGCCCGCUUGCUCCCAGCCCCUCUCCAUGUCCCCAUACCGCCAACUCCCAUACCCGUACCCUCCAGAUCCCCCUCACACACAUGUCCACACCGACUUGGCGGUGCUUGUGCUGGUGGAGUCCCAGUACUCUCAGCUGGGUCAGGACAUUGUGGCUAUAUUGGAGUCUGCGCACUUCAAGUUCCGCAUGGAAAUAGCCUCAGGGAAGGGUGACCUGCCGCCUUUGACGGACAAGGGCCGCGGACGAUAUUCGCUCAUCAUUUAUGAGAACCUCCUCAAGUAUGCACAUGCAGACACAUGGAACAGGCAGCUGAUGCAUCAGUACUGCACCGAGUUCAGGGUGGGCAUCAUUGGCUUCUACCGCUCCACGGACACCUCCCCACCUCUGCUGAAACUCAGAAACUUCCCGCUGGUGCUCAGGACCAAUCAGGCCCUUUGGGACUGUUGCGUGGUGUCCAGCUCUCCCAUCCUGACCCUAACCAAACCCGGUAUGGACCGUGGGGCCUUACCGGGCGAGGACUGGACCUCCUUUUCCUCCAAUCACACCACCUACCAAGCUGUGCUGUAUGCCCGGGCCAAAGACGGAGCAGGGGCGGGCAGCGGUGACAAUCCGGGCCCCGGCUUCAGCCUGGGCCUGCAGGCCACUGUGGUGCAGGACAUGGGGCUCUACGACGGCGUGAGGAGGGUGUUCUUUGGCCAGGGGCUAAACUACUGGCUCCACAGACUCAUCUUAGUGGACACCAUCUCCUACCUGACGGACAGGAAGCUGACUUUGGGUCUGGACCGGCACAUCCUGGUGGAUAUAGAUGACAUUUUUGUGGGAAAGGAAGGCACCCGCAUGAACGUCAAGGAUGUGAAGGCGCUUCUGGAUACUCAACGACAGUUGCGUGCUCAGAUCUCCAACUUUACCUUCAACUUGGGCUUUUCUGGCAAGUUCUAUCACACAGGCACAGUGGAGGAAGAUGAGGGAGACGAUUUACUGCUGAAGUACGUGGAUGAGUUCUGGUGGUUCCCCCACAUGUGGAGCCACAUGCAGCCUCACCUCUUCCACAACGAGUCGUCGCUGCUGGAGCAGAUGGUGCUCAACAAGGAGUUUGCGUUGCAACAUGACAUUCCGGUGAACAUGGGCUACGCCGUGGCCCCCCACCACUCGGGGGUCUACCCGGUCCAUCUGCAGCUUUAUGAGGCUUGGAGACGCGUGUGGAACAUCCGGGUGACCAGCACGGAGGAAUACCCCCACCUCAAGCCUGCUCGUUACCGCAAAGGUUUCAUCCACAGUAACAUUAUGGUGCUACCUCGUCAGACGUGCGGCUUGUUCACCCACACCAUCUACUAUAAGGAAUAUCCUGGUGGGCCAAAAGAACUGGACAAAAGCAUACAAGGAGGAGAGUUGUUCCUCACUGUUCUUCUCAACCCUAUCAGUAUCUUCAUGACUCAUCUGUCCAACUACGGCAAUGAUCGUCUCGGUCUCUACACGUUCGUCCACUUGGCUUCUUUUCUUCGCUCGUGGACAAACCUAAGACUCCAUACACUUCCUCCGCCUCAGCUCGCGCAGAAGUACUUCCAGUUGUUUCCUGAACAGAGAGACCCACAAUGGCAGAACCCGUGUGAUGACAAACGGCACAAAGAUAUUUGGUCGAAAGAGAAGACCUGUGACAGGUUACCCAAAUUCUUGGUGGCAGGACCACAGAAAACAGGGACGACAGCACUUUAUCUCUUCCUCCUCAUGCAUCCCUCCAUCUCCAGUAACUUCCCCAGUCCAAAGACUUACGAGGAGGUCCAGUUCUUCAACACCAACAACUACCACAAAGGAAUUGACUGGUACAUGGAGUUUUUCCCCGUACCCUCCAAUGUUAGUACGGACUUCCUGUUUGAGAAAAGUGCCAAUUACUUCCCCUCAGAGGAGUCCCCACGGCGCGUCGCAGCCCUGCUGCCCAAGGCCAAGAUCAUCACCCUGCUCAUCAAUCCCUCAGAUAGAGCCUACAGCUGGUAUCAGCAUCAGAGAGCUCACGAGGACCAUGCAGCGCUUCGCUUUUCUUUCUACGAUGUCAUCACCGCCAGAGCAGGGGCCCCGGCCGAACUGCGUUCUUUGCAGAACCGAUGUUUGAACCCAGGCCUGUAUGCCACACACCUUGAGAGGUGGCUCAUGCACUACCCUGCUAACCAGCUUAUGAUCAUAGACGGCCAUCAGCUGAGAGCAGACCCCGCUACUGUCAUGGAUGAAGUCCAGAAGUUUCUGGGAGUCACUCCUCAUUUCAACUACUCACAGGCCCUCACUUUUGACCCUCAAAAGGGCUUCUGGUGCCAGCUGCUUGAGGGAGGAAAGACCAAGUGCUUAGGGAGGAGCAAAGGACGAAAGUAUCCUCCAAUGGAACCAGAGGCUCGGUCAUAUCUGUCCAGGUACUACAGGGAACACAACGUGGAGCUGUCAAAGCUGUUGCAUCGCCUUGGACAGCCCCUUCCCUCCUGGCUGAGAGAGGAGCUACAGAAGGUUAGAUAACCUUUGCAUCCAUGAGCCGGCAUUAAAGGCUAAAGGUGAAACAGUACGGAGCAAACCUGGAGCACCCGACCCUCAGACGCACUCUCCAGCGAGCGCCGAAGUCAAGACGACCAACACAAGGCCUUGUUUCACACCUUUGAAGGGCAAAGAAAGUGGAACACUUGGAGGGCUGAUUGAAGGGAUGAAUGGUUGGAGUGCCUCCGAAGUCACUGAGGACAAAGUGAGGUUCAUCCAAGUAGAACUCUUACGCAGACCUUUGAAGGUUUUGCGGGAUCCUCACCUUUAAUUUAUCACACCAGAACAGCGCUGGUCAGCUGUGUGAAUCCAAUCAUGUGCACUACUUCGUUGAAGCUAAAAAGAAAAAGACAAAAAAAAAAGUUUCUUUUUAGUUUCUGGUGUUGUUCCUACCACGGAAAGAAUUCGAAGAAGGUGCAUCGUCUCAGGGCGUGUGGCAGCCUGUCGUGUGAUUUUCUAUGAGUUUGUUUGUUCCGAGUGAAAGUAGCUGCUGGUAGAUCUGGCAGCCCCGUUCACCUCAGUGAUGUCACCCCAGGCUGUCUCCAGAAAAUAAGAGUUGGGAAGGCGCCGCUGAGCAAGAAGGAGAAGAAAGCCGCAUCCAACAUACAAGUUUGAUGUUAUCAAUGCCGUAGACGGCAGUAAAAGAGACCGAUCAAAACGAGUGGACGUGACACAUGGGGUAUGAUGUCAGGCUGCCCCCCCCCACCCCAUUUUGUUGCUGUAUCUGCCUCGGUUUUCAUGUUUUCGUUAAUGACACCACACACACAGUUGUUUACCUUCAGUUUUAUGUCAACAAUCUUGAAGUGUCAAAAACAGAAACCAAAAUUAAAAGAAAUGCAUACUCUGGAACGUGCGUGUUUCUUUGCUAUUAAGUUUGCGGCAUGAAGUGGCCAUGACAUGAAGAAAACAGAUUGCAGGAAUUCCAACUGUAAUAAAAGUGGAGUUGUUUUUAUCA
Molecule: messenger RNA, 4017 nt
Organism: Hippocampus zosterae (dwarf seahorse)
Lineage: Eukaryota; Metazoa; Chordata; Actinopteri; Syngnathiformes; Syngnathidae
Gene: ndst3
Product: N-deacetylase/N-sulfotransferase (heparan glucosaminyl) 3
Exons: 15
Coding region: 408-3047 (879 amino acids)
Cellular component (GO): Golgi apparatus
Molecular function (GO): heparan sulfate N-sulfotransferase activity; deacetylase activity
Source: RefSeq, a predicted model, not a curated record